AUGAUUGGUGGGCGUCCUCUAGAUGUCUUGGUCAUCAGCAACAGUACCAAACUGAGCAGCAGUGAUGCAUCGGGCGUCGCUAUGAAGGAGGCGCCGCCGAUGCAACAGCAUGCCGCCACAAGCACUCAUGAGGAUAGGCCGCAUUCAUCCGAGAUGCUAUCGAAAAUCGAGCCGUCUGCGAAAACUUCCACAAUACUCACAAAAGGGGUUUUGAAGGAUGCUAGUAUUGCUGCUUACUCGAAUCCUCAUGGCAUUUCGGCCGAGAAAGAGCAACGGUUGCGCGAGUUGUACGAAAGGUUGGACAUGAAUAAAGAUGGUACCAUUGAUAUACGGGAUCUGACAAAUGCACUGAAACAGAAAGCACCGCACAUUCCAAGUGGAAUUGCAUCUGAGCUCUUUGCGCGUAUCGAUCAUUCCAGUGAUGAUAAGAUCACAUUCGCUGAAUUUGUGCAAUAUGCUGUAGAGCAUGAGAAGAAGCUGGAAAUAAUCUUUCGCGAUUUGGACAGAAAUCAAGAUGGUUUUGUUGAUGUCCAGGAAAUCAAGAAAUACUGCGACGAUCUUGGUCUUCCAAUAAGUGAUGCACAAGCACAGGGGAUUGUUGAGUGGAUGGCACGCACUGGUUCAGCUUCCGUUAAUCUUCCGCAAUUCAUGGAUUUCAUGUUGCUUUAUCCGAGAUCAAAACCGGAAGAAAUUGCAAAAUUUUGGAAGCACAAUUUGGUGAUUGAUAUCGGCGAAGAUAGUUUGGUACCGGAGGAUUUUUCUCAGCAAGAAAUUGCCUCCGGAUUUUGGUGGAAACAUCUGGUUGCUGGUGGAGUGGCUGGAUGUAUGAGUCGAUCAAGCACGGCACCACUGGAUCGAGUGAAAAUAUACCUCCAAGUGAUUGAUAUAGGCGAAGAUAGUUUGGUACCGGAGGAUUUUUCUCAGCAAGAAAUUGCCUCCGGAUUUUGGUGGAAACAUCUGGUUGCUGGUGGAGUGGCUGGAUGUAUGAGUCGAUCAAGCACGGCACCACUGGAUCGAGUGAAAAUAUACCUCCAGGUUCAUGCAACUCGGCUAAAUCGUCUGCGAUUUCCAAAAGCAGUUCGGCUGCUCUACGAGGAAGGUGGGCUGAAGUCAUUUUGGCGAGGCAACGGUGUCAAUGUUGCAAAAAUUGCGCCCGAAUCAGCUAUAAAAUUUCUCUCGUAUGAUCUUGCUAAACGACUAAUCCUGAAAUACAGGGAAGAAGGCCACGAGCUUACAGUGUUGGAGCGUCUUGCUGCCGGUUCUUCUGCUGGUGUUAUAUCGCAGUCAUUAAUUUAUCCACUGGAA
Messenger RNA from Gongylonema pulchrum, 1305 nucleotides. NCBI's taxonomy places the organism in Eukaryota, Metazoa, Nematoda, Chromadorea, Rhabditida, Gongylonematidae. The record is from the annotation of a GenBank genome assembly.